Messenger RNA from Impatiens glandulifera, 1828 nucleotides. RefSeq names its product zinc finger CCCH domain-containing protein 32-like. Gene Ontology annotation, molecular function: mRNA binding; metal ion binding. The record is from RefSeq and is a predicted model, not a curated record. The transcript has 7 exons. NCBI's taxonomy places the organism in Eukaryota, Viridiplantae, Streptophyta, Magnoliopsida, Ericales, Balsaminaceae. The coding region runs from base 328 to 1602 and encodes 424 amino acids.
GCGGGUACACAUUAACAGACGGCAGGAGAAGCUUACAUUGUGUGUGUGAGAGAGAGAAGACCGUACGGAGAGAUAUAUAGAGAGAGAAAGCGGAAAAAAAGAGUGAGCACUAUACUACUAGCAUUAGGCAAAUCUCUCUCUCUCUCUUUCUCUCUUUUUUAUUUUUUUUUGCUAUCUAUUCGUGACCGGUGACCGGAAGAAGAUCAUUGACAUUCGAUCGAAGCUCUUCACAAAUGUUCAUCAACAGUGUACAUUCACACAUAUAAUCUUCUCUUUUGCAAACUUUCCACCUUGUAUAGAACAAUCACAUCUCUCAAAAUCUCCAAAAUGGACUUGUACGGACGGAGAGAAGGAUCAGGAUUGGUCGCGCCACCUACCGGAACACCUCUCCAAGACUCGAUGUGGAAACUAGGACUUUGGAACGCACAGUCUAUGUAUCCAGAAAGGCCUGGUGCGCCUGAUUGUUCUUACUAUAUGAGAACUGGUUCUUGUGGUUAUGGUGCCAAGUGUCGUUACAAUCACCCUCCCGAUCGUAACUCGGUUGGUGGAGCUCUAACAGUUGGAGGAGUAGUAGGUGAGUAUCCUGAGAGGCCAGGGGAGCUUGCAUGCCAGUUUUAUUUGAGGACUGGAUUUUGCAAAUUUGGUGCAUCCUGCAAGUUUCAUCAUCCUAAAACUGGUGGAUUUGUGACCAAUAUGCGGCUUAGUAGCUAUGGAUUCCCUCUAAGACCGGGUGAGCAAGAAUGCUCGUAUUAUUUGAGAACAGGGCAAUGCAAAUUUGGUAUAACUUGUAAAUUCAACCAUCCUCAACCGGCUGGUGUGUCUGUGCCAGCUAGUACUGCACGCCCUUUUUAUCCUGCUGUGCAGUCUUCUUCUUCUUCGGCUCUUUCUGCAGAUCAGUAUGGAGGUGCUACAUCGAGCUUUAGAGCUGCAAGGCCUCCUCUCUUGCCUGGCUCGUAUGUACCGAGUGCUUAUGGUACUACUACUAUGCUGCUUCCUACUGGAGUUGUUUCUAUUCCUGGCUGGAAUCCUUAUUCGGGACCUGUCAGCCCUGUUUUGUCUCCUAGUGCUCAACCGUCGGUUGGAGCAGGUUCUGUUUAUGGUGUUACACAGAUAUCUUCUUCCUCUUCUGGGUUUCCUGGAAUUUAUCCAUCGGUUCCUUCGCCUGCUGAUGCAUCGAACAGUAGUCAUAAGGAGAAAGUGUUUCCAGAGAGACUGGGACAACCUGAUUGCCAAUACUACUUGCAAACGGGUGAUUGUAAAUUUGGACCGUCUUGUAGAUACCAUCAUCCGCCAGAUUGGGCUAUAUCGAAGAUGAAUUGCGCUCUAAACUACUUGGGCCUUCCUUUACGACCGGGAGUACAAGCUUGCACAUUCUACAUGCAAAGAGGGUCGUGCAAAUUCGGGAAGAUCUGUAAAUUUGAUCACCCUGUUGGUUCGGUUAGAUAUAGCCCAUCGACUUCUUCACUGUCGGAUAUUCCUGUUACUCCUUACAUGGCGACGGCUGCCGCUGGUGGUGGAGCAGCAAUUAGUGGUUCAUUUUCUUACCCAGAAUUACGACCCGAAUUCAUUUCUGCCUCAAAAUUGGAACCGGCACUCAGUUAAUUGUGUUCCUACUGGAGAUAUGAUACAAAUUGACAUAUCAUAAUUCAAGCUGAAAAAGCAAAGUUAUGCUCUCCACUAAAUGCAGUUUCUUUUAAAAUUUAUUUGUUUUGCUUUGCUUUUUUUAUUCCCAUCGAUUGCUAGUUAGAUUGAAGAUGAAACCCACCCAUUAAAGAUUGUUGUGCAAGAAUUAUCAACCUAUUUUGUAGAUUUUCUAUUUUGUUUAUUA